Pistacia vera is the source of this 960-nucleotide messenger RNA. Its product is annotated as 28 kDa heat- and acid-stable phosphoprotein-like. The transcript is spliced from 8 exons. Gene Ontology annotation, molecular function: RNA binding. Gene Ontology annotation, cellular component: cytosol. The coding region runs from base 170 to 643 and encodes 157 amino acids. The record is from RefSeq and is a predicted model, not a curated record. Lineage: Eukaryota; Viridiplantae; Streptophyta; Magnoliopsida; Sapindales; Anacardiaceae.
UUUCCGCUACAAAAUCAACCUAAUAAAACGAACUUCAGUAACACCACAUAGAUUCAAAAAAUCAGUGAGGAGAAGCGGAACCUAGAAUCCAAACAAAACCAAUCUUCUCUUCUUCUUCUUCUUCUUCUUCUUCUUCUCAUCUUCUCCGUCGUCGUUUUUGUAUCAGAAAAUGGGAAGAGGAAAGUUCAAGGGAAAGCCCACCGGCCACCGCCACUUCUCAACUCCCGAAGAGCUCCUUGCUGGUACUUCUGCUCGUCCACGUACUUUUAAACAGGAAGAGGCUGAAGUAGAGGAGGAGGAGGAAGAGUCUGAAGAGGAGGUAGAAGACGAACAGGAGAAGAAGAAAGGCACUCAGGGAAUUAUUGAGAUUGAGAAUCCUAAUUUGGCAAAAUCAAAGAAUGUGAAGGCUAAAGAUGCUGAUAUGGGGAGAACAACUGAACUCUCGAGACGUGAAAGAGAGGAGAUAGAGAAGCAAAAAGCUCAUGAGCGAUAUAUGAGGUUGCAGGAACAAGGAAAAACUGAACAAGCAAGAAAAGAUUUGGAGCGCUUAGCCCUAAUACGUCAACAAAGGGCAGAGGCUGCAAAGAAGCGAGAGGAAGAGAAGGCUGCCAAAGAGCAGAAAAAAGUUGAAGCUCGCAAGUGAUGAGUUCCAGAGAGGCUAAUAUUUCAUAUUCCGUUUACUUUAUUGAGUGAAUGACCUUGGUGUUUGUAUACUUAAACUCCUGUGGAACAAGAGGGAAAAUAAAAAGAAAACAUCUGGUAGAUUUCACUCUCUUCAGAAAUUAUAUAUGUUUAUUUUCUUUUGGGGCAUCUGAAAUUUUAUGCUAGUAUCAAGUGAACUCUGUUGUACCAACGUAUGAUCAUAAGUCUAAAUCAUGUAAACGUAGAACAUUGUCUAAGUGAAAAAUUAAGGUUCUGUUUAGUUUAAUAGGCAAAGAAAGAUCCUUUCAUGGGCUUAUA